This is a messenger RNA of Schistocerca americana (American grasshopper), 2509 nucleotides long. RefSeq lists its product as uncharacterized. The coding region runs from base 1 to 867 and encodes 288 amino acids. Gene Ontology annotation, cellular component: plasma membrane. NCBI's taxonomy places the organism in Eukaryota, Metazoa, Arthropoda, Insecta, Orthoptera, Acrididae. The transcript is spliced from 5 exons. The record is from RefSeq and is a predicted model, not a curated record.
AUGGACCGGCGCGCCUCGGGCAAGCUGAGGAGCUCCCGGCGCGGGGGCGCGCCCGGCGCCGCCUCCGCCACCGCCGCCCCCGCCGUCGACGGACGGGGCAGCGAGGCGGAGGCGGACGCCGUGGCCGCCAAGGCCGAGGCGCGCUACCUGCGCGAGCGGCGCAUCCUGCUGCUGUGCACCGUGCUCGUCGCCGCCUCCGUCUUCCUGUGGAUCGUCGCCAUCUCCACCGACCACUGGUUCAACGUGGCCGCGCCGGAGGGCGGCAUCUACAUCAACGAGACCAAGCGCUACUUCCUGCGCAGCAACUCCGGCCUGUGGCGCAUCUGCCGCACCACCUUCACCAACUCCACGGCCGGCCGGCCGCCGCCGGAAGCGGGCCAGCAGAUCGUCAAUAUCGUCCGGAAGUGUAAAAACCAUGAGAUGUGGCCCAACGACACGCUGGUAAAGAAGGAUCCAUCCAUCGAUAGGGGUAUCCUGAAUUACACGCGGUCGGAGGUGUGUUUCUCAAUUAUCAGCCUUUUGCUUAUCUUCAUGGGCACCUUCUUCUCGGUGUACACAUUCCGGAAUCCUCGCUACAUGUUCAAGAGGCUGGCUGGCGGCAUACACUUCCUCGCUUGUGGCUCAACUCUGGCAGUGAUUGAGGUCUUGAUCAGCUCAGUGGCAUACGAGAAGAAACACCUACCAUACACAUUCCCACCAGGUGCCACACACCACUAUGGUUUCUCCAUAUACCUUGCAUGGAUGGUGUUUGUUUUCUUGUUAUUUUCUGGUGCCUCUUUCAUGAUGUACUCUCGUAAACACAAAGGUGCUCGUGCUCCAAAUGAAGAAAUUGCAAUGGCUGAUGAACCCACUAUCAUUGGGCGGUAGUAUUGGCUUUUGCUGGAUGGAUUGAGCAGUGAAACUGUUUCAUUCCUUUACUGGCAAUCUGACAGAAUCUUAACACAGGAUUCAUUGUGGCAAUUCUUCUUUUUAUGUAGGAAUGAACAGGGUUAACAUUGUCUUGUUAAGCCCUGGGUUACUUGCAAUAUUUGGAACAUUAUUUUCUUGCAGUGCUCUCUCUCAGCUGUACUGUUCUUACAGUUUUAAGUUAUUGAACAUGAAGAGUACAAACAUACAAGAAACUAAUGACAGGCUUGUUCCUCAGGUUGCUUUGAAAACAUCUGUCAAUACAAUGUUACGUCUAUUUGUCAGACUGUACACUUUUGGGCAAUAUUGUAAAUUGCUCAUUUAUAUCAAUGUUGAGAUGGUGAUUGUCCACAGCUAGUUUAUGUCCAUACUCAAAGUUUGGUUGUUUUCCACUCUGGAAAGAUGAAAUGAAUAUCUGUUUAAGUUAAUAUUAAUAAAUGGUUGCAGAAUUGGUAUUAGAUAUCAUUUAUUGCACAUUACAGUCCAAACAUAUGUAGGGUCAUUGUCAAGUGAGGCUGGACAAAAACUCUGCAGCACUAUUAAAAGUUCAUUUGUGUUAAUAAUUGUACAUGAAAUAAGGACAUUAACAUCUCCCUCCAUGGAAAUUGUUUCAUUUCAAAUAUCCUUGGUGUCUGAGCAAGAUUUUGUAAAUGUUGACAAUCACAUUAACUGGUGUGGAACCACAUCAGUCUUUUUUUUUUAUCUUUGAGAGCUUGUGAAUCUUACAGAAUAUUAGAUCCACAAAACUGGCAAAAUAAUAAAUCCCAACAACCUUUUUUCUAGUGAUGGGUGUAAAUCUGCGUAAUUCAAGCACUAUAAAAAGACAUUUUUAUGUAUGUAACUGUUCUUGUUAGCUCAGAGCACAAGCAAUUUGCAUACUGAAAUCUGGUCUAAAUACAAAGAAAAGUCCCAAAAUUGUGACUGUUCCUACACUGAUGUUCCUGAUGUAAUACCUACUGAAGGUAGCAGUUCCCUGCUGAAUUUGUGUAGAUGUUCAGUGAUGCAUUGCAAUGAAACUGGUGUAUCAUCAGUUUUACAUUACUGUUUCUAUAAACAUUCUGGUGGUCCUUUCACCUGUGAGAGUUUAGCUGUUGUUAUGUAUUUGUGAGUGUUACCUGAAACAUAAUGGCUAGUUUCACAGACAUACACAUAUAUUUUAUUGUGGACCAAAUAGUUCUUUAUUCUAAAUUACUUUUCAAGAUGCUCAAUAUCAAAGUCAUAAUUGUGCCUGAGAGGUUAUAUACAACUAUAAUUGAAGGAUUGUUAAUGAUUUCUUAUGUGUUAUACUUUGCCAUGAAAGAAUGAUAUUAUUGUUAUGAAAUUUCCCAUUUAAGUUGCUGUGUUUCCUAUGGGCAAUAUCUUCUGAUGAUGGCCUGAUCUCUUUUAAUGUAGUACACACUACAUCAUAAAGCAUGAACUUUCUGUGAAAUACAUCAGAGUAUUGUUUUAAUUUUCAGUCAGUUGUUGUUUACCAGGCUGUAUUUUUAAGCAUUACAUACUCUUUCUUAUUAUUUCUUUUAAGAAAUGUAUUUCAGAAAUGUAAAAGGUUAUUGUUUUGUUAUAUCCAAAAAACAAUAAAGGAUCAUUGUGUGACACUGUGAAA